GGAACAGGAACUAUUGAGAGUGGUCUCGAUCUGGUAGGAUUGUUUUGAAGGAUGCACACCCCUCAGCGGAAGUCGUCUGGAACCAUGCUGAGUGUUUACACCCUCACAGAUCUCAGAUGAAGGAGAUCGUGUGAUCGCUGUGUUGUGGAGCAGGGUCCUCGCAGGUUGUUGGACGUCACAGUCUCCAGUCAUGAAACUGAAAGAGCUGGAGAGUUGUCUUCAGCAGGUGGACGUGUUUGACGAACCAAAAAUCCUUCUCGAGCAGUAUCCAACCAGUCCUCAUAUUGCAGCAUGCAUGCUUUACACUAUCCAGAACACAUUUGAGGACAUUGAGGGCAGACUGGUGGCAGAUCUGGGAUGUGGCUGUGGUGUCCUCAGCAUCGGAGCUGCGAUGCUUGAUGCAGGUUUGUGCGUUGGCUUCGACAUUGACAAGGACGCACUGGACAUAUUCAGAACAAAUGCAGAGGAAUUUGAGAUUUCCAACGUGGAUCUGGUCCAGUGUGACCUCUGCUCUCUGGACCCAGAUACUUAUGCUAAAAAAUUUGACACAGUAAUAAUGAACCCACCGUUUGGGACAAAACAUAACCAAGUUCCAGAUGACCUCAGUCCAGAGGAGAGACAGGAGCUGGAGUGCAUCCGCCGCAAAAAACAAGAGCUGCUGCAGGACAUACAAGUCGACAUCCAGGUGGAUUUCCUACGAUUCUCCAAAGCCUGA
Messenger RNA from Paralichthys olivaceus (Japanese flounder), 715 nucleotides. NCBI's taxonomy places the organism in Eukaryota, Metazoa, Chordata, Actinopteri, Pleuronectiformes, Paralichthyidae. The record is from RefSeq and is a predicted model, not a curated record.